This is a messenger RNA of Symbiodinium natans, 837 nucleotides long. The record is from the annotation of a GenBank genome assembly. Lineage: Eukaryota; Dinophyceae; Suessiales; Symbiodiniaceae.
AUGACCAGGAUGAACUUCGGCGCCGAAGAGUGUGCCUCCACGCACGGGACCUCUUCUUUCCUCCAAUUAAUGCCUGAAGCUAGGUGUGCUGGUGUGCAACACGUCACCAGGAGCGUAGAGACCCCGCCUUCUCCAUUCUCCUGGUGCAGUUCUAGGCCAGCAGACUGCAGGCGUUUCCUUGCAGCUGCUUGUGAGCCCUGCAGGCACCCCGGCACGCAGUGUUCGUCAGUGCAAAUCAACGACGUAGUCUCCACAGGCGUGCCGGCAACGCCUCAGGAAGUGCAGCGGCGCGGCUUUCGAGGAGCUCCAGCGAUGGCUUCGGGCGAGGUGCUCAACGUGCCCGCAGACGGCCAUUGUCUCUUUGCCUGCGCUGUGGCCGCCCGUGAUGUGGAUCGUCUCCGGAGUCUCAGUCAAGAUGGGUUCGGGUUUCUGCGCUCCCAGCGCGAGGACCGUGAACUCGCUACGGCAUGUGCCAGACUCCGUGCUAUCGUAGCCGACAGGGCCGUCCACGAUGGCAGGUAUGAUGUCGUCGACCAGCUCACAUCGAGCAGCUUGCCUGAGGGAGCCAUCCUGCAUUACGUGGCAGAGUGGUUGGGAGGCUCCGUGCAUGUGACUGUCGAUGGGCUCGACACCGAGUAUGACGUGCUCUUUGGCGAAGGACCCAUUGUUUGCAAGUUGUUGCUCACAUAUCAGACGGGCCCGGACGGAGCGCCUGCGCCGCACUAUAACCUGGUGGGCAGUUGGAUGGCACAGCUGAAGACGAGAAAGAGGUCUCGGGCCGAGCGUGCGAAGACUAGCGGUAGCAGUAGCAGCGCAUCCAGCACAGCCUCGAUGUAA